This is a messenger RNA of Triplophysa rosa, 2257 nucleotides long. RefSeq names its product calpain-2 catalytic subunit-like. Gene Ontology annotation, molecular function: calcium ion binding; calcium-dependent cysteine-type endopeptidase activity. Gene Ontology annotation, cellular component: cytoplasm. Gene Ontology annotation, biological process: proteolysis. The record is from RefSeq and is a predicted model, not a curated record. Lineage: Eukaryota; Metazoa; Chordata; Actinopteri; Cypriniformes; Nemacheilidae. The transcript has 21 exons.
AUGAGUAAAAUUGCAAAGUUUCUUGCUAAAAGGCAGGAUAAAGAAGAAGGUGUUGGGACGAAUGCGAAGGCGAUACCCUUUAACAAGCAGGACUACCAGAGUCUGAAGCGUGAAUGUUUGGAAAGAAAAACAUUGUUCUGUGACCCGACCUUCCCUGCGGAUUCCGAGUCUCUGGGAUACAAUGAACUCGGGCGGUAUUCCUCUCAGACCCGGGGAAUGGAGUGGAAGAGACCAAAGGAGCUGUGUUCAAACCCCAAGUUUAUUGUGGAUGGUGCCACACGGACUGACAUCUGCCAAGGGGCUUUGGGUGACUGUUGGCUUAUGGCAGCUAUUGCAUCGCUGACUCUAAAUAACAGCAUUCUGGAACGCGUAGUCCCACCUGGUCAGAGCUUUACGGACGACUACGCCGGCAUCUUUCACUUUCAGUUCUGGCAGUAUGGUGAAUGGGUGGAUGUUGUCAUUGAUGACCAGCUGCCCACCAAAGAUGGAAAGCUGCUGUUUGUUCACUCGGCUGAGGGUUCAGAGUUCUGGAGCGCUCUGCUGGAGAAAGCUUAUGCAAAGCUCAACGGCUCAUAUGAAGCUUUGAUCGGUGGCAGCACCAAUGAGGGUUUUGAGGACUUCACUGGAGGAAUUGCUGAGAAUUAUGAGUUGAGUAAAGCCCCUCCUCAUCUGUUUAAGAUCAUUCAGAAAGCACUGGGGUUGGGCUCCCUGCUCGGCUGCUCUAUCGAUGUAAGUAAUCAUAAUCUACUUCUAUUGGAGUUAUAUUAUGUUGACCAUAAUAUGUAAAUGCAAUGACAACAUUACAUACAGUGACAUGCUAGUGUGUAUGAAACGGAGGCGUUGACCAGUCUGAAGCUGGUGAAAGGACAUGCGUACUCCAUCACUGGCGCAGAGGAGGUUCAUUAUUUCGGGCGUCCGGUGCAGCUGGUGCGUAUGAGGAACCCGUGGGGUAAGAUGGAGUGGACAGGUGCAUGGAGUGAUACAUCCAACGAGUGGAAUUAUGUCCAACCGGAGGAGAAAGCUAAAUUGAAUUAUUCAGCUGAAGAUGGAGAGUUCUGGAUGGCAUAUUCAGACUUCAUAAAGCACUUCUCAGAGUUGGAGAUCUGUAAUCUAACCCCAGACACUCUGACCAGUGAUGAGGUGGGCCAUUGGAACUACUGUCAGUUUGAAGAAAACUGGAGGGUGGGCUCCACGGCAGGGGGCUGCAGGAACAACCCGGCUACAUUCUGCUCGAACCCUCAGUUUGUGAUCAAACUGGAGGAUGUGGACGACGAUCCUUUUGAUGGAGAGGAUGGCUGCACUUUGCUAGUGGGACUGAUGCAGAAAGAUGGACGUAAAGACAAACGCUUUGGACGGGACCUGAAUACCAUUGGCUUUGCCAUCUAUGAGGUUCCAGAUAAGUACAAAGGUCGCAAUAAUAUUCACCUUGGCCCUGACGUGCUCCUCUACAAAAAUUCCGUGGCAAAGAGCUCCUUCAUGAACACGCGAGAGAUGAGCGGGCGGUUUAAACUGCCUCCGGGGGAAUACGUCAUCAUCCCCUCCACAUUUGAGCCCCAUCAAAAGGGAAGUUUCAUCCUACGCGUGUUCACAGAGAAAGAAGUGGCCGCCAGCCCAAUGGAUGUUGAUGUCACUGCGAAUUUGAAAAAGGAUAACAUAUCUGAGAGUGACAUGGAUUCUAAGUUAAAAGGCCUUUUUAUGAAGAUCGCUGGAAAUGACUCAGAGGUGUCUGUGGUGGAACUACAGAAGAUACUGGACAUUUUUGCAUCUGAGAGAACUGAUAUAAAGACCGAUGGAUUCACUCUUGAAACGUGUCGCGACAUUGUCAGCCUUCUAGAUAAAGAUGGCAGUGGCAAACUUGGCCUGGUGGAGUUUUACACCCUGUGGAUAAAGAUCCAGAGAUAUUUGGAAAUUUUCAAGAGCCGUGACACAGACAACUCGGGCACUAUGAGUUCUCAUGAGAUGAGAGAUGCAGUGAAAGAAGCAGGGUUCCAGGUGAACAGUGAAAUACUUCAGGUGAUAAUCUCGCGUUAUGCCAACCAGCAGUAUGCCAUUGACUUUGAUAGCUUUGUGGGCUGCCUGAUCCGCUUGGAGAUGCUCUUCAAAAUGUUUCAAUUGAUUGAUAAGAAGAAUACUGGGAAGAUCGGGCUGGAUAUCCUGCAGUGGCUUUGCUUGGCCAUCAGUUAAAAGCUGCAAAUUUCCAGCUAAAGCAGAAGAUCCAGAAUUUCAAAAAUGGCUGCAAGAGUAAAAUCAACCGAAG